AUGAGCAUCAUAUAUUUGAGAGAAACUGAGGAAGCAACAAUGCCUAAGAUAGUGCCUUAUGUGGAUGACCCAGAAGUGUGGAAGAAGUUUAUACGAGCCCAGGUAGAAGGUAGAGUCAUAGAACACGCUGGAUAUGGUAGGCGAGGAAAACUCAAGUGGAUACCAGUGUCAUCAGUCCGCGAACCAAUUGUUCAACACGUCAGUCCCACUGAAGCUGUUUAUCAGAGGGCAAAGGCAGAAAUUGACAAGCAGCAGAAAGAAAUGGCUGAACGGGAUCUGCCAUCAAAGAGAGUUUACAGACAAAUGAGUGACAAUGAUUCCUUUGACCACACCUAUAAUGGAAAUGUGAUGAAUAGACUUUUUAAGAAACCUAAGAAAAAGAGGGAUGUUAUGGUGUAUUCUGGCCCACCUGGAAAACGUCAACGCAGACAGUGAUCAUCAACAAUGGACUAUGAAAUAAUUUGUAUAAAUGACAAUAUGUAUAUUAAAUAAACAACUAAAGCACUAAAAUGCAUUUUACUGUUAUUGUUGGGUUGUUGUUGAUAGUGGCGGCUGUGGCGGC
This is a messenger RNA of Owenia fusiformis, 562 nucleotides long. The record is from the annotation of a GenBank genome assembly. NCBI's taxonomy places the organism in Eukaryota, Metazoa, Annelida, Polychaeta, Sabellida, Oweniidae.